AUGGGCAAGAGCAGUCCAGAAACCAGUAGCUGUGCCCUCACAGUCCUACUCAAGCAGCAGUUAAUUAAUUAUACCAGUGCAUACCCUUGGCAGCAGGUGGACUGAGACUCCUCUGGGGUUGCGUAUGCCUCCUUAAUGGGUCCAUGGAUUGAGCAGCCUUGCUAUGAGGAGGGACUGGGCAAUUUUAUGUCCUUUGAGCACUACCAGGAUAACUUCAGCUGUGUCUGUGUGAUUUUGGGUGCUUUAUGGGCCAAGCCUGGGUGUGAGAAAUCUCCUAUCUUGGUAGGGACCACCCAUUGCCUUAUGAUUAUUAGUAUUUUUACCAGAAUCUCAAAGAAAUUAUUUAAGACCUGAAUGAUAUUACUAAGUACCAUACUGUAGUGCCUUGUUCUCUGCCCCCAACCAUCACUAGCCCUGCUGCUGCCUGUGGUGAGACACUGUUCAGCUAGAUUCUCAAAGCCCCUGGAUCUUGAUGUGGAUGGUACAUUAGCUACAUUAGCCCCAUUAGUGCUCUUGGCACUUCCUCUGUUUCUGACUUUAACUAUAUCCAGAAAUACUCUGACUGACUAGUAGCUGACUAAGGACACCCUGGACUCUGGAAGCCCUGCGUUAAUCCGAUUCUGCAUUUAACACCAAUCCUGGCCUUGUGGUGUCAUCCUCUGUAUAAACAUCAGAGGUGACCCUCCCCCCAAGCCUGUCCCUGCACAUUUUAUUUUAUUUUAUUUUAUUUUAUUUUAUUUUAUUUCAUUGCCACAAAGGUUAUUACAGAGAGCUCAGUGCCUGCAUGGCUCCUCCACUCCUUUGACCAUUAUUUUCAUAGAGAGUGAGAAAGAGGAAGACAGAGUGAGAGAGACAA
This is a messenger RNA of Erinaceus europaeus (western European hedgehog), 856 nucleotides long. It is a transcript of the gene RTL10, whose product is annotated as retrotransposon Gag like 10. The record is from RefSeq and is a predicted model, not a curated record. The transcript has 3 exons. Lineage: Eukaryota; Metazoa; Chordata; Mammalia; Eulipotyphla; Erinaceidae.